Molecule: messenger RNA, 1760 nt
Organism: Notothenia coriiceps (black rockcod)
Lineage: Eukaryota; Metazoa; Chordata; Actinopteri; Perciformes; Nototheniidae
Product: glutamate receptor-interacting protein 2-like
Exons: 3
Coding region: 1332-1760 (142 amino acids)
Biological process (GO): neurotransmitter receptor transport, endosome to postsynaptic membrane
Molecular function (GO): protein binding
Source: RefSeq, a predicted model, not a curated record
UAUGAUGUUAUCAAGGAGAAAAAACUAAGUUUUAAUUGGUUGUGUGGGUGAGGAGAGAAAAACAUCUUCAGUCAAUAUAAAUGGUUUAGAUUAAUACUGGCUCCUAGUAAUGUUCUGUUUUUGUAUUCAUAAAAUCAAAACGAGUUUGCUUAUGACCCUUACAAUAGUUUCACUGUUGGAGCGUGAUCCAAUUUUAUAAAAAAAAAGAACCUUAUUUUUUCCUCCUGGGGCACUAGUUAUGUUAUAAGGGGCACAGGCAUCAACAUUUUAAGGAUCUUCUCCCACAUGCAUGAGUUGGUGUCCACACUGAUGGCCACAGAGCUGGUUGGAUUCCCCCUUGGGUACAUUGGGUUAUUCCUCUUUUCCCUCCAGAUCACUGGAUGCUGGGACAGGACCAAAGGGGCUAAACUGCUGCAAGGAAAGUGUUCAUGCUUCAACAAAUGUUGGCUUUAGCUGUCAAAGAACUCUUAAUUACCGGGGUUUUGGUCGUUUUGUUUUUUAUGUCAAUUUUACCAGAAUAACUUGCUGUUUAUUGAACAUUGAAAUCCCAGAUUACAUGUUUAUCUAAAUAUAGCCUGGUGUUAAUAAAAAAAAAAAAAAUAGAACUAGAACCAGCAAGACAAAAGCUAAGUUUAAAAAAUCAAACUUUCUUUAUUUCAAUGUGGUUAGUCUAAAUUGAAAUAAAGAAAGUUUGAUUUUAGUUACACAGUGCUGACAUCUCAAUUUUAACUUGAAUUGAAUCUCUCCUUGGCAUUGAGGGGUUAGUAUUUAAAAAAAUCCCAUAAUGAUAAAAUACUCGGUAUCCUGUAAUAAUUGACACAGAAGCUACUUCUCACAGGUUUUAGACUAAUAACAAGGAGUCAGGGGGCUGGUGUAAUGUCAGUACAUCCAAUACACCGUUAUCAGAAGCCUUAAAAUGGCCAGCUCGGAUUGUAUUUUGUUUGAUGUUCAGAGCCGGCACCAUGCAGAGAAAGUUUCCAUUGCACUACGGCAGGCAAGCUGUGCCCCACAGCCCUGAGCCCUCUGCCAUCUGCUCCUGUUCAACUGACACUGCCAGAGAUGCAGAAACAUAACAUUUAUUAAGCCAGCCAGCUCGUUGCUGUUUGAAACUAAAGGAAGUGAGUUACCAAUGCUGGUUGAAGGGGAAAAAACAGGCAGUGUUGGAUCUGAAUAUUUCCUCUUUUUAAAAAAAACAUGCACCUGUUUCUUUAUCAGCUUUGAGCGAGCACCUAAGAAGACUGGAAGCUCUCCAGAGAGGGAGGAGAACACGAGAACAGCAGGACAGAGGGAGACUGUGAUGUCUAUAAGACGCUGAGUGUGAGGAGGAGGAUAUGAUCCACUGUUUCCUUUACACUGGACAGAAGAUGAGCAUGUCAGCACGGGUCGUGUUUGGAAAAGGGCGCCUCACUCCCAAGCAGCUCUCCUUCGCUUUCCCUCAGUCAGAUUCCCUGAGGAAAGGCAGCCGGUCUGCAGGAGGAAAGAGGAUGUUCUCGUUUUCUGUAAGAUGUCGACUGGGCAUCAUCAGAGGCAGAACCAAAGAUGAAGGGCCAUACUCAAAGGGGAGCAAGGACUCCGCCGCACCUGACCAAUCAGGUUCGUCCUACAGGCGCAGCUUCUCAGAGGAGUGCCGAGGAGUGACCACAGUGGACCUGAUGAAAAGGGAAGGCAGCAGCCUUGGCCUCACCAUCUCCGGAGGCUCAGAUAAAGACGGCAAGCCCAGAGUGUCAAACCUACGGCCAGGUGGGCUAGCUGCCAGGUGA